GAAAUAUGGGGAGAGCGUUACAAAUAAUCUAAAAAUAAUCUUGUAUAUAGUUUCAAUGUAGAUAUCUAAGUCAGAUCUGGUAGAUGCGACUCGACUAUGGAUUAGGUCCCAAGUGAAAAGCAUUUGGUCUGAGCCUAAGUCAAACUCGAGUGUCAACAUGUGCUUGAGAAGUGGGCAGCCCUUAGGAGAGAGGGGUAGGGCUGUGUCAUAGCUUCCGGUGCCUCUGCACAUGGGAUGUUGGACCAGACCUUUCACACAGCUCAAGUUUCCCAGAACACCCGCUGUGAACAGUGCAACCACUGCACCUCCACGGAAAUUUUGCAUUCAGCUCCCCAGACAGCUCCUCUGGCAUACCCCAGAGUGCUUGGCUUUCAUCUUCACUUCCUGUGGUUUCUCUGCAGAGCAGCGUGGGAGGGUUUUACUGCAUAACUUGUGAGGCAAUUCGUGCUGCUGUAACACUUCAGGUGGAAGACCGCAGUGUUCACCUCUGCUUUGUACAGACAUCAGAGAAGUCAGCCUGUUUGUUGCAGUGGUCAGAUGGGACAAGAUGGCCUCAGCUGGUGGGUGUUAGGGCCCAUGUGUGCAGGGACACCCAAGAAGGCACUGUUGAAGGCAUGACAUUGGCACACAGGAAUAUAGGUUUAUCACAUGUGGAAGUAUGAAGUGUAACUGGUUUACUGGACCAGAGGUGCCUGAUCUAAACAGAGCGCCAUGCGAUUAAGUCCUAACCAGAGCCAGACACUGCUUGCUGCUGCAGAGUUUCCCUAAGCUGCCAGAGAAGACCAGGCGAGGGGGUGUACACAUCUCUUCCAUCAUCUGGGCAAACAGCGCAGGAGCUGUCAAUGGCACCAGAAGAGCUGCUGUAUGUGGAAUCGCUGUUAGCAAAACCCCGCUAAGGCAGGAGUGUUCCUAUUAGUAUGUCACUGAAAGGAAUUUUCCUGCGCUACUUAAGCACUGACCAGUCCUCUGCCAGAGCCAGGAUAUCUGGUGUAACGUUUUGGCCCAACAGCAGCUGAACUUUUCUGUGCCUUUUAUAUAUUUUUGACUUGCUAAGUUAAUUGGAUCUUCUCCAGCUGGAGGUUAAAUGCCAGCAAAUAAGCAGGUUGCCUGUUACUGUUUAAACUAAAAAUGCACUUGCAUUGUAUUAGGUGAUGUUUCCUUGUAUCACCCUAAUGCUUAAAUUUUCUCUUGCUAGGUUUUUUUUACCAUGCAGAUGAGCCUGCACUUCAAAAUGUACUAAAAUUUCCUGGCCACAAAGCUUCGUGCAACCUUUUUUCUGACCACAGGACAUCAAGCUUUUGCUGCUGUGGAGUUUACCUAAAAGGAGAAAGACCUAUCCACUCCUUUCUAAGGAUGCUCAUCACAUAGGAGCACUUUGAGGGUACUGCCUUUCUGCAGCUAAAGGCAUGGCAAGCCUUCCCUGGACCAUGGCAGAGGGGCUCUCCAAUGAGACAGUCAAUGCCAGCUUGGAGGUAAGCUUCCAGUACCCCCUCUUCACUGUCAUCUACAGCCUCGUCUUUGUGCUGGGACUGAUAGAGAACAUCCUUGUCCUGUACCUGCUGGCCUCCAAGGUCACCCACACCUCUCAUUCCUACAUAUAUAUAAUGAACCUGGCUAUAGUAGAUACCUUGUUUGUUUGCAUCUUGCCCUUUAAAAUCCAUUACCAUCAAAACCAGAACCACUGGAUCUUUGGUGACCUGGCUUGCAGAAUCACUGGCACCUUCUAUUACAUCAACAUCUACCUAAGCAUUGCCUUCUUCACCUGCAUUUGUAUUGAUCGGUACAUAGCCGUGCUGCACCCCUUCACAUACAUCAAGGUCAAAGGCACCCACUACACAGUAGUAGUCAUUGCCCUCUGGUUGGCUGCCAUAAGCAUUGCCGUCUCGCUGAUACUCGAGGGGCCCCUUCACAACAGCAGCACAAGGAACAGGACAGCCUGUUUUGAGAACUUCUCAGUGACCAGCUGGACUCAUCGCAUGGUGCCCUACAACGUUCUUGCCUUGAUGCUCGGCUUCGUCAUUCCCUUUGCUAUCAUCCUGAUCAGCUACCCUCUUAUUGCCAAGCGCAUCUCCCGCAUCAGGCACAACAUGUUCAAGAAGAAGGCCUUGAAGACUAUCUACGUGAUCCUGUUUAUCUGCACCGUGAGCUUGCUUCCUUACCACCUUACCCACCUCUUCCACUUCCUGGCUAAGGCUCAGGUCAUCAACAAUCUCCAGUUUAUCAGCUUCAUCUACAAAAUGCGCCGGGUUACAUUAGCCCUGGUUAGUUUUAAUUGCUGCCUGAACCCCAUCCUGUACUACUUCAUGUCUGCCAGCAAGCAGUGGCACUUUCAGAUCAGGCUUCGAUCCCAGCCCAAGGAGGUUUACACCAUCUGUGACAGAAAACUCAGUAACCAUUCCUGCUUUUACCAAAGCAAGUCAGAGCCAAAACUUGAAAGCAAAAACACAAGGAUGAAACAAACUGGUUUAUGUAAAACAAGGUAAAUCAAUCAUUCACCUCUAAGUUCCUGGCUUAAAUUUAACCCAACUUUGAAUUGUAGCACUAGUAGUAGUAAGGGAACUCUCUGAGGUCAAGAUUGUAUUAUGCCUGGUUCUAUACUUCUGAAGUGAACAGUGUCCAUGUUAAAAACAGCUGCUUCCAUCCUUCCUUCCCAAAAGAAGCAUCAACUGAUAACAGCAAUCUUUAUCUGUGGCCCUAGCCAAGCUGUAAGGCCUGGUAGCAGAGGUCACAGAAAGCAGCCUGUGCUGCCUGGUCUGUGAAUUAGAAAGACUUGCAUUUGUACCCAGUCCCACUGCGGGUUUCGUAAGCAGUGACAAAAUGUCAGAAGCAAGACUGCAGAGCAAAGUUUCCAAAUUAACAUUACUGUUAAGUUAAAAAAUCCUUUAUUGGAAAGUGGCAAUGCUAGGCUGAUUUCUAAAGCAAGCAAGGCAGUUAUCUUGCUGGCAUUUAACAUAUCCUUGUACAACAAGAAUAAUUCCAGCCCUGAAUGGCUGCUGGCUACACACUGUGAAUUAAAAAGAGGAACUAAAACACAAGCAACUGGCCUCGUUAAACACAUUGUUUUUGUAUAUGGUAUUCAUUUUUCAUGUUGCACUGAGUGGAUUAAUUACAGUUAAAUAGAUAUUGAAUUCUAAGUAUUAAAUGGACCUGUCCCAAUAAGGGUUGUUUGGCAUACUUAGCUACCUAACUGAAAUGACUUAUUUCCUCAUCUGAACUACUCUCACAAGGUUGGGGUAUUCUUUAUUUUAACUUCAAGGGAGGCAGUCUGGGCAGUGCCUAGAAUAAAAGGAUAAGGAGUUGCAAACCCCUGGGUUCAAAUCCCAGGUCUGCCAACUUGGCUCAGAGAGUCUGGCAACUCCUUCAACUGCCACGCAUCUGUGAAGCUGGAAUAAACGUGUGCCUCAGCAGGCUGUUACUACUGAGGUCCAUUGGUUACCAACACUGUUAUUCUUGUACCAUUACCAGAACACAGGUGCAAUUAAGUUCAUUGGAGGGCUCUUUUCUCUAACCCAACAGGGAUAUUAGAAGCAUGGAGGGACAGAAAAACAUAUGAGCGCCUUACUAUAAGUUUGUCAGCUACUGUACAAGGAAGUUUUGCAGACAUUUUAAUAGAUUAAGUUACUGCUGCAAUACGAGGCUUGGGACUUUGUGUUAAUACUGGAUUGAGCUAGCUGGUCUUUUCCAUUUUAAUGCUGAAGCUAAAUGGCUCUUAAACUGUUUUUGUUAAUGCCUCAAACCUAUUUUGUCUUCUAUAUCACUCCCAUAGCAGUGUCCAACUGAGCUACCAAAGACAGCUGGCUCCUGUUCAAAAGGCUUGUAAGGACCCAACUGAGCUGACAGAGCAAGCAAGACAACAGAAAUUCAUGGGGCAGUGACUUAGAAGAGGAAAAUGGUGCUAUGGUGUGUGGGUUGAUGUUCUCACUUGUUUGUUAGUGAAAUAAAAACCUAACUGCUGCAUGGAAAGUUACUGUCAGAGGGUAACUGACUUUUCAUACCUCAAAAAUAAAUGCAAGCAGAAAAACUCAGUGAGGGUUUUUCCAGUUGAGAAACCACUGUUGCUAAAUCAGAACCCUGCCUGAGGACUUGGAGCAUAUUGAACUGCACAGACUAUGGGACAGAGGAAAGACUUCAUUUUUUUUAUUUAAAAAACACAAGCUACAUAUUUACAUCCUCCCUUGCUUCAUCCUUCUGACAACGUAC
This is a messenger RNA of Gavialis gangeticus (Gharial), 4200 nucleotides long. RefSeq names its product lysophosphatidic acid receptor 6-like. Lineage: Eukaryota; Metazoa; Chordata; Crocodylia; Gavialidae. The transcript is spliced from 5 exons. Bases 1407 to 2483 code for a protein of 358 amino acids. Gene Ontology annotation, biological process: G protein-coupled receptor signaling pathway. Gene Ontology annotation, molecular function: oxysterol binding; G protein-coupled receptor activity. The record is from RefSeq and is a predicted model, not a curated record. Gene Ontology annotation, cellular component: membrane.